Molecule: messenger RNA, 1518 nt
Organism: Aplosporella prunicola CBS 121167
Lineage: Eukaryota; Fungi; Ascomycota; Dothideomycetes; Botryosphaeriales; Aplosporellaceae
Product: lytic polysaccharide monooxygenase
Exons: 1
Coding region: 188-1366 (392 amino acids)
Source: RefSeq, a predicted model, not a curated record
AGACCUCAGAUCUUCCACAAGAGAGAGCCAAGUGCUUCGAUUCUCUUUUUCCUUUUACUUCUCUUUCUCUUUCCAUUCCCUACCACUCUUUGCCUUGGGAUUACUAGCUGGUCUAGUACGCACUCAUCGCUCUUCCACUCCUUCAGGAAUACCCAACAUCACAGUCGACCUGUCGAUAUCAACAACAAUGGCUCCUAAGCUCUUCACUCUUGCCAUUGCCAUGCUGGCUGCCUCGCCCAUGGUUAGCGCGCACAUCAACCUGAUGAAGCCGCUUCCCUAUGAUUAUGAGGCGCACAGGCAGGACAAGGGCCCGAUGACGGCCAACGAGUACCCGUGCAAGACGCAGACGUACGCUUUCGACAGCACAAAGAUGGAAGGUAACACCUUCGCGGCGGGAGAAAAACAGCAAGCCGAAUUCGAGGGCAGUGCUGUGCACGGCGGUGGCUCGUGCCAGUUCUCCAUUACGACGGACAAGAAGCCGACUAAGGACUCCAAGUUCAAAGUGAUCGGAUCAAUUGAGGGCGGUUGCCCCGAGAAGCCAGAGGGCUUCACGAUCCCCAAGUCGGUGCCUACCGGCGAGGUCACCUUCGCCUGGACCUGGUUCGCUAGGCUGUCCGGUGGGCCCGAAAUGUACAUGAACUGCGCGCCCAUCAAAGUCACUGGUGGCGCGUCCGACACGACUGAGUUCGACAAGCUGCCCGACAUGCUCAUUGCGAACAUUGCUGGCUAUACCGGCACUUCGGGCUCCACUGGCGAUACUGGCUCUUGUACUCAGGUCACAAGCACUGACCUCAAAUUCCCGAACCCCGGCUCCGUACUCACCACAGACUCCGGUGCGGACCUGAAGGCUCCCACUGGCUCUUGCGGCUCCUCCGGAAGCUCCGACGACUCUUCGUCUUCUUCUGGCGGCGCUGAGUCCUCUGCUGCCGCGGGUACGCCGGCCGCCUCUACGCCUGCGGCCUCCACCCCUGCGGCCUCCACUCCUGCGGCCCAGAACACGGGUGGCGUUUUCGCGCCUGGCGCCGCCAAUCCUUCGUCGACUAUGACCACACUCCUUACUGUGACUGCGAGCGGUGCUGGCACCCCCGCGGCCUCGACCCCUGCCGCCGUGGCUACGCCCGCGGCUGGUGGCUCUUCCUCUUCCAGCGGCGGCAGCAGCUCUUCUUCCUCCGGCAGCUCCUCGGGCACUUGCUCCUCCAACGGUGCGAUUGUCUGCAAUGGCACGUCCAAGUUUGGUCUCUGCAACAACGGCAAUGUCGUCUGGCAGGACGUCGCUGCCGGCACCCAGUGCAAGGACGGCGCCAUCACUAAGCGUGAGCUUCCUCAUGGCGGUCGCUACUUCAGGCCUCGUGGCUCCUAUCUUUAGGCGCUGAGCUCCUCUGGUUAGGACUCGCGUCAACUCGUCUGGUUAGACUUUUUUUCGUUCCGGUCUUGAUGAUCGAACUUCAUGACACCAUGACUACUGCAUACGACGGAGGGCCUUUUUCAUAGGCAUGAACAGGACUCGCUGUCAUGCUA